Salvelinus namaycush (lake trout) is the source of this 6256-nucleotide messenger RNA. Its product is annotated as axin-1-like. The coding region runs from base 987 to 3602 and encodes 871 amino acids. The record is from RefSeq and is a predicted model, not a curated record. Gene Ontology annotation, biological process: negative regulation of canonical Wnt signaling pathway. The transcript is spliced from 12 exons. NCBI's taxonomy places the organism in Eukaryota, Metazoa, Chordata, Actinopteri, Salmoniformes, Salmonidae.
AUAUGUUCCUAACACACCCAUGCACACACAGACUAUUUUGUAAAAUGUGCAUCUACUAUAAUGGUCACAUCCACCAAAUGAAAGAUUUGUAGACUGAACUUUGGCGCUGGAUUUUUUUUCUUCUCUAAUCCAUCUGUUCAGGUAAAAAUACAAAAAAAUGUCAGGCGAAACUUUCGAUCAAAUUUCCUCUCUGUAGGUCUGCGUUCCCCUGGGGGGGCGUCAGAGAGAAUCUGCAGAAUAAGAAAAAAAUAGGACAAAAUCCUUGUGUCCAUGACAACUUACAACUCAUCUUCGAUGAAGAGCGAGAUAAAUCAAAUCUUUCUCCCCAAGCCAGGACUUGACUGCUCCAACAUCUCACCCCUCCCGAACAUGAAUCCCGGCUCUCCUUGAUACCACUGGUCAGCUGUUUGUCCUAUGGUGCUCUCUUCUUUUUAAGAGUUACAUGUCUUUGAGUGUUGUAGCUUCUUCUUGUUUCUAUUACAGAUGCUGGCCAAUGUGCCCGAAGGAGCGAAAAGAGAACCACUGAAAUCAAGCGAAAAUCUGAAAGUAAAAUUUGUGUUAGUGUGGCGCAAUCAAGGCAAAUGCAAGUGGCAGGCGACACCAUGGAUGUUCGUUGGGGUAGUGUGAAUGGAAAAUCGGUCAUUGUGGGAAGGGUUUGCUAAAUCUGACCCUGGCUGCUACAAGACAAGCAAGUGUGAAAUUCAUAUGAAAGAACCGAAUGGAUAAAAAAUACAUCCUGGUAUGGCAAGAUUCUCCAUGGGCAGGCACCUUCAUUUUGCUAGUAUUGAGAGAGAUGUCUUUACUGGCACCUGAUUUAUCCAAUGAGAUUGCAAUGGGAGCCUCAGCAAAUGGGUGUCAAAUUGGAGGAGAGGAAUCGAUCAAACAAUGGAGUAACGUUUUACUAAAGGAGAAAUUCUUUCACCGUGGCAUAAGUAGAGGGGUGGAUCUGAUAGUUCUGCACUGUGGGCUGUACUGGGACGGGGUGUAUGGACGCUGUGAACAUGAGCGUGGGCGACAAGUUGGGGGGUUACCUAGUGGAUCUGGGGGGCAGCUUCACUGAGGAUGCCCCCAGACCCCCGGUCCCUGGGGAGGAAGGAGAGCUGGUGUCCAGCGAUGGACGGCCCUACAGCCACGGCUUCUAUUCCUUCAAGAGCGAGAGCCUCAAGAACGAGGCCUCCACGGCCACGCCCAGACGACCUGACCUGGACCUGGGCUAUGAGCCGGAGGGCAGCGCCUCCCCCACGCCGCCCUACCUUAAGUGGGCAGAGUCCCUGCACUCCCUCCUGGACGACCAGGAUGGUAUCCACCUGUUCAGGACGUUCCUCAAGCAGGAGGAAUGUGCCGACAUGUUGGACUUCUGGUUCGCCUGCACUGGCUUCCGGAAGCUCGAGGCCAACGAGGGCCAGGGCGAGGAGAAGAAGCUGAAACUGGCGAAAGCCAUUUAUAAAAAGUACAUCCUGGACAACAAUGGAAUAGUCUCGAGACAGAUCAAACCGGCCACCAAGAGCUUCAUCAAGGACUGUGUGAUGAGGCUGCACAUUGACCCGGCCAUGUUUGACCAGGCUCAGACUGAGAUUCAGACUAUGAUGGAGGAGAACACCUACCCGCUGUUCCUCAAGUCAGAUAUCUAUUUGGAAUACACCAGGACUGGGGGGGAGAGCCCUAAGCUCUACAGCGACCAGAGCUCUGUCUCUGGGGGUGGGAAGGUUUUACCAGGGUAUUUGCCCACGCUGAACGAGGACGAGGAGUGGAGAUGUGACCACGAGUUGGAGGAGCAGCAGGAGAGUGAUCCCACUCCCAGCAACCGGCUCACACAGAAGCUGCUUCAGGAGACAGCUUCCCAACGCGUCACCAGCACCAAGAGAUUCCAGGACAGUCAUGAGUACAGACGUGUGCCGUGGCGGGAGCCUGUCAACCCGUACUACGUCAACACGGGCUACGCCAUGGCCCCUGCCACCAGCGCCAACGACAGCGAGCAGCAGAGCAUGUCCAGUGCCAGCGACGUCGACACACUCUCCCUGACAGACAGCAGUGUAGAUGGGGUUCCACCAUACAAAUAUCGCAAACAGCAUCGACGAGAGAUGCACGAAAGUGCCAAAGCAAAUGGGCGUGUGCCACUACCUCAUAUUCCUCGCACAAACCGGAUACCAAAGGACAUUCACGUGGAGCCGGAGAAGUUUGCGGCGGAUCUGAUCAGCCGGCUGGAGGGAGUGCAGAGGGAGAGGGAGGCCCAGGAGAAACUGGAGGAGCGGCUGAAGAGAGUACGAUUGGAGGAAGAGGGUGAGGAUGCAGACAUCUCCACAUCCACCUCGUUCUCCAGUCACAGACUGCCCCCUGGUGCCCAGCCACAGCACUACAACAACCCCCGCUACUCUGACAUCGGCUACAACGGCCUGGCGCUGCGUCCUGACGCCCACGAGGAGAACCCCGAGAGCAUCCUGGACGACCACGUCCAGCGAGUCAUGAAGACCCCCGGCUGCCAGUCCCCGGGCACCGGCCGCCACUCUCCCAAGUCCCACUCACCCGACGGCUUCCCUGCAGGUGGCAAGGUGCCCGGACCUGGGAUGCCACUGCCCACAGGCCCGGGCAAACACCCAGCUCGGCUGGGGCCCAAGGGGGAAGCUGCCAGCCACCAAUACCACCACAAACACGUGCACCACAUCCACCACCCGGCCGGAGGGAAGCCCAAAGAGCAGGUGGAGGCUGACGCAGCCAUGAGGGUCAAUGGUAACUUCCACUGGGGGGUGGAGCAGCACAACUAUGGGUCCAAGUCUCGCAACUAUGCUGACGGCAUGGGCCCCAGCCCGAUGGAUCCUAUGGGCUACAGUAGCAAAGGUAGCACGCUAUCGAAGCGGCCGUUUAAGAAGGCUGAGGAGGUGCGGACCUUUGAGGUGCCCGUGCCUCCGGAGGAUGUGGAGAGGAACCAGAAGAUCCUCCAGUGGAUGAUGGAGGGAGAGGCGGUCCGGAACAAGAAGAGCCCCUACGGGAGCACCACAGGGUCCAAGAAGACCCCGUCGGGCCACGAGGUGUCGCGGCCCAGCUCUGUGGAGCGUCCCGGGGCAGUGCAUCCUUGGGUCAGCGCCCAGCUGCGGAACAAUGUGCAGCCCUCACACCCCUUCAUCCAGGACCCCACCAUGCCCCCCAACCCGGCCCCGAAUCCCCUCACCCAGCUGGAGGAGGCUAGGAGGAGACUGGAGGAGGAGAAGAAGAAGACGGGGACCUUACAGACCAAACAGAGGUAUGUGAUGGAAGUGAUCCAGCGGGGACGCGCCCUGUUCCCACCGCUCAGCGUGGUGCCUGCCGUCUCUGACACGGAGCUCUCCGAGUCCGAACAUAAAGUGACGAAGAAGCCGGCGUGUGAGAACAUUACGGUGGCCUACUACUUCUGUGGGGAGCCCAUCCCGUACAGGACGUCGGUCAAAGGUCGCAUGGUCAUGCUGGGCCAGUUCAAAGAGCUGCUGACUAAGAAAGGAAGCUACAGGUAUUUUUUCAAGAAGGUAAGCAAUGACUUUGGGGUGGUGUUCGAAGAGGUACGCGAAGAUGACGCCGUCCUGCCCAUCUUUGAGGAGAAGAUCAUUGGGAAAGUGGAAAAGGUUGAUUGACAUGGAGCUGGAGAGGAAUGAGACGCUCACAAAGUCGGCCUGCGAUGGCGCUAUCGAUGGAUGAGCUGUUCACUUGAGAGAGACGGAGAGAAAGUGUUUGAUUAGCGUGAGGAUUGGCAGGGGAGAAAAGGUACGGAGUAAGUCGCUACAGGAGGGAAUGGAUGAAAGUAGGAGAGAAUGAGGAGAAGAGUGCAUAGUGGUCACUGUGGUAGACCCUUGUGACUCCAAGGCUUUCAUAUCUGCUCAGUGCCACUGCAUUGUGCAGACAGAGUAGGAAAGUGUUGGACAACAAAACAAAACAAAAGCUGACAUUCUCCCCUUCAGUGUCUUUCUGAGUGUAAUGUAAUGUAGCAUUGUACAAUUUGACCAGAAGAAAAAUGCUAUGAAUCUGCUUACUAAAGCAGCAUAUUAUUUUUGAUAUGACGUAUCAGAAGGUAUCCUUUCUAAUGUAACCAAGCGUGUCAUUUUUAUAUGUGUUGGUACCAGAUGUGUACAGAUUGUCUGUUUUAAAACAUGACGAUAAAGUUUUAUAUUAUCUAUUUAAAUAUUUUGGAAAAAAGCGGUCGUUUUAAUCCUUUUAAAGCAGUGGCGCUGUUCCAAUUCCACAAGAUCCAAGUGUUUUGACAGGGCUGUUUUUCAAGUAUUGUAGGAACUAUUAUACAGCCCCAUGUUCUACCAAGUGCUUUUUACAGGAACACUCAACCUUGCCGGUCCUCUAAAGUUAAGUGGCAUUGAGUUGUCGUGCUGCACUUAUCACUGUAUUAUGCAUUAGUGUCAAUGGCGCAAAAUGAAAAAGGAAUGCCUUCUUGAGGUUGCCCUUAACUGAUUCUGCCUUCAUGUUUUGUGUUUUUCAAUGAGAAAGGGACUCCCCGGCAGUAGCUCGAUCUGUGUACAAUGUACUGUACUCUGAGGUCUCUUAACUUUCCCCAUAGUGUACGUAUGUAUGCACAUUAAAAACAUUAUUAUACCCAUACCUGCAGACAUCUGCCAACUUAAAUUGGUCCCCACUAUGUUCAGUAACUUUCAGAUUUUGCUACAGUUAGGUCUUAAUUGUAGCAGAUCAGCGCAGAAAAUAACAUCUUUGAUCAGAGAUAAUCACAACCAGUUGUGUACAUGCUACUGACAGUUCAAAUCCAGAUUCUAUUUACAGUCUAGAGCUUUUGUAGGCAUUUAAGACCAGAGUCCAUAGUAGAAGUCUCCUGGAGGUUCAUACACGGGUGUCUGUGUAGAGAAAGGGUGUGUGUGCGGAAGUUUGUCACAAAGUAACUACCGCGUUCAAUAGAGCGUUGAUCACCUAAUGUGUGUUCACAUGCAUUCAGAAAGGCUCCUGACCCCAUGCUUUCACUCUGGACAAUGAAAGGACAUAGUAUAUGUUUACCUAGUUAAUAUAUCACAAAUACAGCUGAAUAAUGACUUGUAGCCUUUCAUAGCUCUAUAGAGCUACAUUUGGUGCCUGGCAGAAAUUGUCUCUAGAAAUAACUUUAGUAUGAAAUGAUCUACUUUUUGAUAGGUCACAAUACACCAAAGAGAACAGUAGAAGUUGAUAUAUGUUUGUCAUCCCCUUUUCUCUUCUUUAUUUACCCUCAUUCACAUGGGUACUCUUUGAUUAUUCUCCAAAUCCCUGUGUUGAAGUGGAAUUCUCUUGUACGAUGUUCUAGGGCAGGGCUCUCCAACCCUGUUCCUGGAGAGCUACCCUCCAUGUAGGUUUCCGCUCCAACCCUGUUCCUGGAGAGCUACCCUCCAUGUAGGUUUCCGCUCCAACCCCAGCUGUAACUAACCUGAUUCAGCUCAUCAAUCAGCUAAUUACUACAAUCGUUUGCGCUAGAUUAGGGUUGGAGGGAACCUGCAAGGACGGUAGCUGUCCAGGAACAGGGUUGGAGAGCCCUGUUCUAGGGCGUUGUGCUGGGGUCAGUGCAAGGUGGAAUGUGCUAACCGUUGUGAUUAGGAUGGUAAGGACCUGUAUUGCUGGGUGUUGUUCUGUAUCAACACCACAUAUAAGAGGACGAUCUCCUUUUCUGAGAUGCUGUUUUUGUAUUUAUUUAGAUGGAUAUUUUUAAAGAAUCUGUAUAAAGUUAACAUACGUAGUGGACAACCCUCUAUUGUUCCUGUUUAAACAUUUGAAUAACCGUAUUUUAUGUUUUUAUAACGAGAGGUAUUUACUCCAUGAUCUUUGACAAUAUUGGUACUCAGCCAUCAUCUGUCACACUACAAUGUAGAAUUUGGCUCUCGGUUAUAAUUAUUAUUAGAUGUUCACUGUCUGUAUGUAUUACCAAUGGAGGGCAGUGAUUCUUACUGUGAAAGCCCCAAAGUGAACUUCCCCCACUUAUGGUCAAUGAAAUGUAUAUAACAACCAUCACAGAGUGCCUUUUAUUGCCAUCCUCUCAUGACAUCCGCUAUGUGAUUCUCAAGUAUUACCAGGGCCUUGCUUUAUAUUUUUAUUUAGCGUCUUACAAACAAUGUUCUGUUGAAGUGUUUCCUGUGUCACAUCUCACUUUGGAUAGAAAAGUUUUAUGUAAAUAUGUAAAAAUUGUACAUGUCAUCAACCAGCAAUUCACUUAGGAGAUAUUCAAUACCCUGGACCUGUUUCUGUGUGCUGAGUUGUACGGUUAUCAUUUAAAGGUACUUGAACAAUAAAUACAUGUAAUAAACCUGAA